Messenger RNA from Fusarium tjaetaba, 444 nucleotides. RefSeq names its product SWF1 spore Wall Formation. Lineage: Eukaryota; Fungi; Ascomycota; Sordariomycetes; Hypocreales; Nectriaceae. Bases 1 to 444 code for a protein of 147 amino acids. The transcript has a single exon. The record is from RefSeq and is a predicted model, not a curated record.
AUGGGGGCCUCAUCCCUCCUUGCAGCGCUGACGUCUCCAUUGGUUUGGGGGCUGCUUUUGUACACCCUUUAUCUCGUUUAUUGUGGUACUACGACAAACGAAACUCUCAAAUGGUCGGAUUGGAAGGAAGACAUGCGCGAUGGUUUUGCAUUUCGUCGUUCUAUGCCAGCAAAUCGCCAGAAGAACGAACGAGUUGAGCCUCGCUUCACACGCUGGCCAGUUGAGGUCCAACAGGUAAUCGUCACUACUCAGGAUGGACAGCCCCCAAAGGAUGAACUUCGGUAUCCUGGAGAAGGUGAGUGGGAGAGGGUUUGGAACUUGAGCGAUGUCGAGAACUUGUAUGACAUGGGACUGUGGGAUAAUUUGGUCGAUAUAUUUGUCCGCGACUUUGGGUUUGGGAACAAAAAUGACGAACCCAAUGCCGAGAGACGGCGCAGGCGGUGA